This is a messenger RNA of Lucilia sericata (common green bottle fly), 3511 nucleotides long. RefSeq names its product zinc finger protein 569-like. Lineage: Eukaryota; Metazoa; Arthropoda; Insecta; Diptera; Calliphoridae. Gene Ontology annotation, molecular function: sequence-specific DNA binding; DNA-binding transcription factor activity, RNA polymerase II-specific; zinc ion binding. Bases 107 to 3181 code for a protein of 1024 amino acids. Gene Ontology annotation, cellular component: nucleus. The record is from RefSeq and is a predicted model, not a curated record. The transcript has 9 exons. Gene Ontology annotation, biological process: regulation of transcription by RNA polymerase II.
UGUCACAAAAUAAAAAACAUAAACAAAAACAUGUUUAUUAUUGUUAUUGGUUUUUCAAUUGUAGUGCAAAAAAUUGCUUAAAAAUUAGUGAAAAAAUUAAUAAAAAAUGAAAAUAACUUGUCGAAUAUGUAAAAUACAACAAGGAGAAUUCUUUACGCUUGAUAGUGUAGUACCUGUUUAUGGUCAAAUGGAACACAAGCUAUUGGAAAUAUAUAAUAAAUGUUUUCAAUUGAAUGCCCAACAACAAGAUGCUUUGCCGCAGGUGGUGUGUUUGACGUGUUUAGAAAAAUUAAAAGAAUUUUAUGAAUUUCGAUUGAAAGCUGAAAAAACUGACUUGGAAUUAAGAAAAGUUUUACAAGAAUCCCAAAGGCAAGAAAUAAAAUCUGAAAUAUUGGAGAGAUAUCAUCAGCAAACGCCGGAUAAUAUAAAUAUAUAUAUAAGCGAAACAAAUAAUGCAUCGCUAGCAAUUAAACCAGAUUUGGAAGACGAAGUUAUUACCACUGAAGAUGAAUACGAAGAUGAUGAGGAACGUUAUGAAAGUGAUGCCAAAACACAACAACAGGAAGACGACGAGGAAGAAGUUGAAGAUACUGAUAUUUUAUUUGAACUAUACAAUAAGAAUGAUAGUUGUAUGGAAAACUAUCUAAAUUUUGAUAAACAGGAAGAGGAAUCAGAAGAAAUAAUUGAAGAAGACUACAACAGUGAUCAUGUGGAACAUGAUACUGAAAUUGAAAUGAAUAAUACUCUAGCCGACGUUAUUAAUAGUGCUGAAAUAGAAAGCAAUAAAAUACAAUCAAAUUAUACUCCAUCAUCAGAUGAUAUUGAGGCAAUAAAUUUAGAAUCGCAAAAGAAUAUGCCAAUCGUAGAAAUUACAAGACUUCAAGUACCAUUACAAACUGGUCAAAUUCAGACAAUAAUGUUGGAUCCCUUGGUUGAAAGUAGAAAAUGGCAGUGUGCUGAUUGUGGACGCAAAUAUUUGACAGAAGAGAAAUUGGAACAACAUCGUAAACUGCAUAAUCAAUCAGAGGAUUGCCAGUGUGAAAUAUGCGGUACUCAUUUUAAGACCCUCUAUGAUUAUCGUGAACAUAUGAAGACGCAUGGGACGGAACGUAAAUUUUCUUGCGAAUAUUGCGACAAGGCAUUUUCUACUCGCGCCAAUCUAAAGGCUCAUCUAUACAUUCACACCAAUUUACGCCCUUUCAAGUGCGAAAUUUGUGGUAAAACAUUCCAACAGAAAUCGAUUUUAAAGACCCACAUGACAUUGCAUACGGGUAAACCAUUUGAAUGUACUCUCUGUCAUCGACGUUUUAGUCGAACAGCUCAUCUUAAUAUCCAUAUGCGUCAACACAAUAACAUACGUCCAUAUCAAUGUACCGAAUGUCCGAGCUCCUAUAUGCAAAAGUCGCAUUUAGAUCGUCACAUAUCUAGCUCACAUUUGGGUGUACGCUUUCAAUGCACUAUAUGCGGUAAAAUGUACACUAAGAAGCCGUCCUUGAAUACUCAUAUGCGUGAAGCACACUGUACAACGGUGUCUUUAUACAAUUGUAAAAUUUGCGAUUUGGAUUUUGCAAAACAAAAAGGAAAGUUCUUACUUUUUACGAUGUCGUCUUCUACAUCAACCAGCUGUAGGGCAUGUCUAAGAGAAUCAUUGGAGAAAUCUUAUUUUGAAAUGAAUAAACAAUGUCAUUUCUCCUCGGAUGAUCGUAAUUUUGUCGAUAUUUUUAAUUUUUGCACACAUCUUCAAGUAAAAAUAAAUGAUGGAUUUCCCCAAAGGAUCUGUAAAGAGUGUGCUCAAGAUUUACAACAAACAUACGAAUUUUUACAACGGGUCUUGUCAAGUGAUAAGAAAUUAAAUGCCUUAAAACGAGAUAAUGAAGUUUAUUGUCAUGAUAAUGAUGUUACUAUUAAAGAUCCUUUAGAAAAUGCUACAGACAAUGAAGAGACUUUAGAUAAUGACAAUAAAUCUGAAAUUAUUGAAGAUUAUAAUGAAGAUGAAUAUUCUCGUACUUUAUUAGAUAACGUUGAUAAUACUGUUGAAGAUCCCCAGCACCAACACCAUAACAGCACUCUUUACUCCCCUCAUCUUAGUGACAACAGCAGCAGUAGUAAUGAUAAAGUUGAAGGCGAUUUUUUCAAGUCAGUAGAAUCACAAAUUUUUCCCCAAGGUCGUUUAAAAUGUAAAAUCUGUAACAAGGCUUAUUUCACCAAUGUAGGUCUUGAAGCUCAUAUGGAUAUACAUCUACCUAAAGGAAAAACGAUUUCCAAAUCCUCAUUAUUAGUUGGCAAAUAUAUAAAAAAUAAAAAGAAAAUCUUAAAGAAUAACGAUAUUUCGGAUGAUGACGAAGAAAAUACCAAUGAACAGAGUGCUAAGACGAAAUUGCCAAAACCAAAGAAAAUGUUUCCUUGUGAAGUUUGUGGUAAACAAAUGAUAUCUGCUUCUAAAUUAAGAUAUCAUAUGGUAAUGCAUACCGGUGAAAAGGACUAUUUAUGUACAAUGUGUCCUAAAGCUUAUUCAACGAUAUAUGCACUUAAACAUCAUAUGCGGGCGCAUACAGGAGAACGUCCUUAUGAGUGUAAGUUCUGUGGUGAUCGUUUUCUACGGCCGACAACGCUAAAAAGUCAUAUGCGUCGUCAUACCGGAGAACGGCCGUACGGUUGUGAUAUAUGCGGCAAACGUUUCAUACAACACUCAUCGAUGGCUACACACAUGAAACUCAAUCAUAUGGAUAAAACUAUACCCUGUCCAUAUUGUGAUAAAAAAUACGCACGACAAACUGACCUAAAUACACAUCUGUUAAGUCAUAGUGGGGAUAAACCAUUCGCUUGUCAAAUGUGUCCAAGUCGUUUUACACGACAAUCAAAUCUAAAUAAACAUAUGAAUCAACAACAUUAUGGUGACAAUCAUAGUUCGGGAGAUAAAAAAUUUAAAAAGAAAUGUUCAAAGGAGGUGGCCAAUAAUGAAGUUAAACAACAAACGGAAGGAAAUGAUAAUACAAAUUUACUAGGAGAGGAUUGUAUCGUCGUGGAAGUGCCAACUUGUUCCUCCCAUUUAAAUUCCACUUCCACAAAGCUGAAAGAAACUGAAUCAUCAGCCAUUGGCAGUUUUCAACAAAUGCCAGUCAUUACCAAUGAGCUGCCUGAUGACCAAUUAAAUAAUUGGGACUGGCCUAAUCAGACUUAAACAAUCCAAUUUUUAUGUGCCUUAUUAAUAUCUAAAUGUAAAAAAAAAACAACUAUCAAAAAUUUGCAAUCUAUUUUUAUAUUCUACCAAAAAAUAUUUUUGUAGUUGUUUUUAAAUAUUAAAACAAUAUUACUCACUUCGUUUAAACUCCGUGUUUUUGCUUCAUUGUAAAACAACUUUUAUUUAGGAUUAUCAAUAGUUUUUUGCAAUAUAUUUACUUAUUUACAUAAAUUUAAUUGUAAUUUUUUCAGUUUUUUUAUAUAAUUUUUUCAUGUAUGCCAUAAAUAUUUAUGUAUUUUUUGUUUCUAUAUCAAGACAGUAAUAAAAAAA